GCUUCAACUCAUCCAUCGCUCCAAAAAAAACACACAUUUCAAGGUCAUCGGAAAAACUUCGCCGGAGCAGAGCAGAGAUGUUUCCUUCCUCCGACAACUCUUUCUCCCCGUCGUCGCUGUUCUCAGCGUACGCAUCCCUCACCGGAUUCCUGAUGCUCUUCAGAUCGAUGCUCCACGACUUCGUCCCGGAGCAACUCCGAACCUACUUCUCAACACUACUCGACCGGUUCUUCACUCCCAAAUCAAAGACCCUCACUAUCAUCAUCGACGAGAACUUCGGUUCUAACCGGAACCAAGUCUUCGACGCCGCGGAGCUCUACCUCCGCAGCAAGAUCGGACCGGAGACGGAGCGGUUACGCGUCGGGAAGACCCCGAAGCAGAAGCACUUCACCAUCUCGAUCGAGAAAGGAGAGGAGAUCGUGGACUCCUUCGAGGGCUCCGAGGUGAGGUGGAGCUACGUUCAGUCGGAGAAGGAGAAGGGAGAGCAAGCGAAGCGCUACUACGAGCUCACGUUCGAGAAGAAGCUUAGAGAGAGAGUCACGGGGUCUUACCUGGCCCACGUGGUCGCGGAGUCUGAAGAGAUCAAGAGAAGCCUGAGAGUGGUGAAGCUGUACAGCCAAGAUUUGUACGUUACCGAUGAUGAUGACGGAUGUGCGGGUGGGAACUGGGGUUGUAUCAGCCUCGAGCAUCCUUCCACGUUCGAGACUUUAGCUAUGGACCCGGUUGCUAAGAAGAAGAUCGUAGAUGACUUGGAUAGGUUUCUGAAGAGGAAGGAGUUUUACAAAAGAGUUGGUAAAGCGUGGAAACGAGGCUACUUGCUGUAUGGACCGCCAGGAACGGGGAAAUCAAGUUUGAUCGCGGCGAUGGCUAACUACCUGAAGUUUGAUGUGUUUGAUCUCGAGCUCAGUAGUAUCUACGACAACGGUGAACUGAAGAGAGUUUUGUUAUCCACCACGAAUCGGUCGAUCUUGGUGAUCGAGGAUAUUGAUUGCAGUGCUGAGGUCAGAGACAGAGAAGCUGAGGAGGAUAAUCAAGAAAGCAAAGUGAAUAAAGGAAGGGUGACUUUGUCAGGGAUUCUCAACUUCAUCGAUGGGUUAUGGUCGAGUUUCGGAGACGAGAGGAUCAUCGUGUUCACGACUAACCACAAAGAUAGGCUUGAUCCCGCGUUGCUACGUCCGGGGAGGAUGGAUGUGCAUAUCAAUAUGUCUUACUGUACGGGUUUAGGGUUUAGGACGUUGGUUUCUAACUACCUUGGUUUAGAUGGUGUAAACCAUCCUCUGUGCGAGGAGAUCGAGAGGUUGGUUGAUUCUACGGAGGUUACUCCUGCUGAGUUGGCUGAAGAGUUGAUGCAGGGUGAUGAUUGCGAUGUUGUUCUUCGUGGAGUGGUUAGCUUUGUUGAGAAGAGGAAGGUAGAGAGAAGCAAGGCCAAGGAGGAGAGUGUUUCUAUUUGUAAAGAAGUUGUAAUUAAGACAGAUGAUUAUGAUGAUGACGAAAAACAGAGUGGUUGUAAUAAUGGUAUGAGGAAUAGGAAGAAGCAAGCUGGUAGACGAAGAGGGAGGGGGACUCGGAAUACUUACUUGUAAGUAGGAAUGUAAUGAAUAAAACCAGUUCAUGGCUCUGUUUUGUUUCUUUCAGUAUCCAGAUUGAAACCUAGUAAAAAAAUUGUAACUGAGUCUAGUUUCAAUUUAUUGGUAAAAUAAAAUUUCUCGGAAUUAUUUUA
Messenger RNA from Raphanus sativus (radish), 1720 nucleotides. RefSeq names its product AAA-ATPase At2g18193. The record is from RefSeq and is a predicted model, not a curated record. Lineage: Eukaryota; Viridiplantae; Streptophyta; Magnoliopsida; Brassicales; Brassicaceae. Bases 78 to 1583 code for a protein of 501 amino acids. The transcript has a single exon. Gene Ontology annotation, molecular function: ATP binding; ATP hydrolysis activity.